UGAGGGCUUCCCAGUCGACUUUGUUCAGACUGUCCACUACAUACCAUUCUUGUCAAGCACUUAAAAAAUAUGGCAGAAGUCGCCGCAGGCUUAUAUGCCGUGGAAACGGUCUUCGAGGGAGCGGCUCUAGGCGCGUUCGCAGUAUCUCGACCUACUGCUCCAUUACAUCUCGGCUUUCGCAAGCUCUCCUUGCCAGUCGAAAUUGGUGACCAACUGGCUCGAUCGGGGCACACCUUCAAUAUUGUGAAGGGCAAGGCGUAUAUAAUUGGCGGCUAUUCCGACUCCAACCUUUCUUCCGCUUCACUGCGGCUUGAGAAGAACCAGACUCCAGGGGACAACGCCGUCCUUGCCUUGACCUUGCCGGUUGCAUCUUCUACAGAUGGUGAAGGUGAUGUAUCGCCCUGCGACUACGAGGUCAUAAGCCCCACGUACAAGGACGCCGGUCGCCCGCUUGCGCCACAGUCGGGGACAGCUCAAUCCGAAGUCAUCACUCGCUCCCAAUGUCUUCUCAGGAGGACAGGACACUCGACAGUUGCUGUUGGCGAUAAGCUAUACAUCUGGGGCGGCAACGCCACAUCAGAUGUGCCUGCCGAAGACUUCGCCAACCACUUCGUCGUCUUCGAUACCUUGACCAGCACAUAUGAGCUCCUCAAGGUCGAUAUCUCCCGUUGUGCCGACGGCAUGCCAUCCCCUCGAACAAAUCAUGCAGCAUGUUCGUCUCCCCAUCCAAUACCCAACCGGCCUCGCGAAGGAAUCAGACCGCAUGGCGAAGGCACCAUCUUCAUCCACGGCGGCGCCUUGAGUGACGAAGAUCAAAGCCCGCUGAGAGACACAUGGGCACUCGACAUUGGGACGCGCGUGUGGACCCGACUGCCGGAUAUCCCAGCGCCUGGACCUUCUGAAGUAGCCAACGAAGGCAGAUUGGCGUUUAUAGAUGGCCGACUAUGGCGGCUGGGCGACGGGUUCGGACGAGUCAUGUUCCUGGACGUUGAAGAUAGCGAUCGCUUUUCGGGCGCCGAUUCCGUUAAAUGGCAGGUCAUCGAGUUCGGGACAGACGCCACGCAUCAGGAUGGCGCAACCGAAGGUCCAAAACCUACCCCGGGCACUGGUGAUGCAUUAUCCCUUCCCAUUCCCCGCAUCUCUGCCAAUGUCCUCCCCGUAACAACCGGGUCCGGUAGGCAAUACCUGCUGUAUUUCAUGGGCCGGGAACUCAAGACGGGCGUGCUCAAUGAUUUUUGGUCUUUCCAAAUCCCUUCCAAGGAGAACACCGCAGCCAGUUUGAAAGACUCCAUUCGUGACGCGGUGGCAAGUCGAGGGAUGGAGUUGUGGAGUUCGGGGAAGUUCCGUUGGGCAAGGUGCGAGAUUGAGACUGAAGUUGGUGUUGACGAAGACGACAUGGAGAAGAGAGAGGGGAAGGACAGCAAAGAGAAGAGCACGGCAACAUGGCAGGAAGGAGCAGGCCUUCAUUCAUUUGCUAGUGAUGUCUGGAGCGAUCAGGGCGGGAAUGUGUUCGUGAUUUGGGGAGUAAAGAGAGGAGAAGGAGGCCGUGCAGUUGUUCAGGGGUGGUUUGUUACAGUCAACUGAAGGGGAGAAGAGCUCUCUUACAAGCUGACUUCAACAACGCUGACUGCCAACAUCUCGCAACACACCUGUCAGGCAGCGGAUCCGCUACUCUUUCUCGAUAACUUGCCCUCCCAAUUCCUUCUCGCCGCUAACAGGAAUUUCUACCUGUGCAGCACGGAUACUGGCGGCAGCAAUCGGGCUGAACAUGAGGUUGAUCUCCUCCAACGUCUUGUCUUUCGUCUCCUCCAUCAGAAAAUACGCUGUAAAGGAAUCAGCAUUUUGCCCACACCACGCUGCAUAGUCCCUGCUCUUCUAGAGGGCUCUUAUAGAGGAAAAACUUACCGUAUGGGAAAGCAAGGGCGUUGAAGAUGAUGUAGAGAAUGAAUAUCUUGUACCCUGUUGCC
Molecule: messenger RNA, 1967 nt
Organism: Cladophialophora immunda
Lineage: Eukaryota; Fungi; Ascomycota; Eurotiomycetes; Chaetothyriales; Herpotrichiellaceae
Exons: 1
Coding region: 70-1584 (504 amino acids)
Molecular function (GO): protein binding
Source: RefSeq, a predicted model, not a curated record